Messenger RNA from Salvia hispanica, 1239 nucleotides. The record is from RefSeq and is a predicted model, not a curated record. NCBI's taxonomy places the organism in Eukaryota, Viridiplantae, Streptophyta, Magnoliopsida, Lamiales, Lamiaceae.
AUGACUAACCAUACCGAUGUCUCAGUUCCCACUAAGAUUGAGGGGAGACUCAUGGCCAUUAUCAUAUGUUGGUUUUUCGGCUUAGGCAAUCUCGUCGCGUGGAAUAGCAUGCUAACUAUCUCCGAUUAUUACUAUCAAGUCUUCCCGAAGUACCAUCCAUCAAGGGUACUUACCCUGGUGUAUCAACCCUUUGCAUUUGGAACUAUGAUGUUACUUGCUUACUACGAAGCCAAGAUCAAUACAAGGAAGCGAAUCUUGUUCGGAUACAUCCUCUUCUCUUUAUGCACACUCGCACUUGUACUCCUGGAUGUGGGAACUUCAGGGAAAGGAGGGGCUGCAAAUUACGUCGGUAUCUGUCUUCUCGUUGCUGGUUUUGGACUAGCAGAUGCUUUCACCCAAGGAGGGAUUGUUGGAGAUUUAUCCUUCAUGGAUCCUACCUUCCUGCAGUCCUUCUUUGCUGGUUUGGCUGCAUCCGGAGCCCUCACUUCCGGCUUGAGGCUCAUUACAAAAUGGGCUUUCGACAAAACUGAUGACGGCCUUCGCAAGGGUGUUAUUCUGUUCCUGUCCAUCUCAACCUUGUUAGAAUUCAUUUCUUUAUUCCUAUAUGCAUUCGUCUUCUGUAGAAUACCAAUUGUCAAGCACUACCGCAAGAAGGCAGCCUCGGAGGGCUCUAAAACCGUUGCAUCGGAUCUUGCUGCUGCCGGGAUCCAUACCACAGAUGAUCAAGCUGUUAGUGAAAGGUUAAGCAACAAGGCAUUGAUUUGGGAGAAUCGUGAUCUUGCCUUUGACCUUUGGUUGAUCUAUGCAAUCACAUUAUCGAUUUUCCCCGGUUUCUUAUGCGAAAACACUGGCCAACACCGGCUAGGAUCAUGGUAUGCAGUUGUGCUCAUGGCACUCUACAACUUUUGGGAUCUCGUCGGAAGGUAUGUUCCUCUCAUUGACUGCAUCCGGUUGAAGUCGCGAAAGGGUCUCAUGGUCGCGUGUUUGUCUCGCUUGGCGCUCAUUCCGUCCUUCUACUUCACGGCCAAGUAUGGAGACCAAGGAUGGAUGAUCAUGCUGGUCUCGUUUCUAGGGCUGACAAACGGCUAUCUCACGGUCUGUGCCUUAGUCGCGCCUAAGGUGUAUAAGGCACCGGAGCAGAAUGCGUUGGGCAAUCUGUUGGUUGUGUUUCUCAUCAGUGGUAUAUUUUCGGGCGUUGUUCUCGACUGGUUGUGGUUGAUCAACCAUGGGUCGUUUUGA